Messenger RNA from Camellia sinensis, 772 nucleotides. Lineage: Eukaryota; Viridiplantae; Streptophyta; Magnoliopsida; Ericales; Theaceae. The record is from RefSeq and is a predicted model, not a curated record.
AUGUCAGACUAUCAAAGUUUUAAAGCCAUUAUUGAGGCUCUCUACAAGAGAGUGAACGAGAGCUGGAGAGAUAGAGGAAAGAGCUUGAUUGAUGAAGAUGGAAGGAGGGAGGAAGAGGAAGAUGAUGAGGGUUGUACCAGGUCCCCAACACAGGAAAUGAUGGCUCAUGAUGGUAGACUGCUGUUGGAGUUGGAGAAGAUGUUGGGUGACGGUGGCUACUGCAUAGAAAGAGGAAGAUUGGGGAAGGGUUUGGAACGUGGACGAAUUAACCGUAACAUGAUUGUUGGAAUGCUUGAUCCACCAAGAGAAGAAGUAAGAAAUGCUAUACUUUCAUGCAUGACAGCUCAGGGGAUAACAAGUGCUUCUGAGUUUGAAGAGCUUCCAGCACUACAAAAAGCAAUGGCAUUACAACGCAUGACACUGUUCACCCGGGUUGAGCCAUCUCAUAAAAGGAUGCUGGUUGAAGCAUUACAACACCAAAAUGAAGUGGUUGCAAUGACUGGCGAUGGAGCACCUGCACUAAAGAAAGCUGACAUAGGAAUUGCCAUGGGAUCAGGCACAGCAGUUGCCAAGGUAUUGCCUGGUGGCUCUCCCUUUUCGAGCAUUUUAUUUAAUAUUUCUUUGUCUGUUCAAAAAAUAAAAUAUGGGUCUCAAAAAAACUUUUGCAAAUUUAUUUAAUAUUUCUAGGCUAUCAAGUAUGGCAGGUGUUAGUAACAUGGCCUCUUUUUUUUCUCGCUUUUUUUCUUUUGUUCCCUGACAUAGUUCCCAUGAU